Passer domesticus (house sparrow) is the source of this 5872-nucleotide messenger RNA. RefSeq names its product chromosome 20 C17orf58 homolog (gene C20H17orf58). NCBI's taxonomy places the organism in Eukaryota, Metazoa, Chordata, Aves, Passeriformes, Passeridae. The transcript has 5 exons. The coding region runs from base 148 to 1173 and encodes 341 amino acids. Gene Ontology annotation, molecular function: protein binding. The record is from RefSeq and is a predicted model, not a curated record.
UGGUGAGGCAGCAGCUUGGUCUUGCUCCAGUGGGUUGUCCAGCCAGUGAUUCCCGUUUCCCCUCAGGCUGCCUCUCAUUAGCAUGGAUCGGGGGGAGGGCAUAAAAGACUCCAGCUCAUUUUGAGUCUGGAAAAACUUUACUUCAAAAUGACAGCCCGAGUGUUCUGGCUCCUCUGCUUUGUCAUUAGAUCAUCCUCUGGAUCCCUGCUGUACGCUGAGAAGCCCGGGCAGGCUCUCAGCAAAGAUGUUUUUGGUGCAGCUCGGGGCAAGGCGGCAGCGCGGGGCCCGGCCAUGGCGCCCGCGCCCCCUCAGCAGCCGCGGCCCCCGGCGCUCCCGGGCCUCGCCUCCGACACGAAGAAACGCGCGGAGCCCUCCCUGGAAAACAGCACGGGGCAAAGGAAGCACCUCGGGCAGCUGCGGGCCGCGGGCAGCCCGGCCCCGGGGGCUGCUCCCGGCCCGCCGGACCCGGGCCGGGCCAACAGGCCGCAGACGGGCCGGGGGCGGGCCGGGGCCGCCAACAGCGCGGGGAGCCUGCGGGCCCGGCCGGGCACCGUGUCCCUGCUGCGCACCCAGCCGCGCCCUGACCCGGGGGAGUCCAACCGAGCAGGGAAGGGGAUGCCCUCCGGAGAGCCCCAGCCCUCCAGCGGGAUCCCCGAACCCUCGUGGGUCACCAACCGCGGGGCGCCCGGGUACCGGGCCGCGCUGGGGGAAGACGGUGACAGGCAGAAGGUGUGCCCGAGCGAGUGCACGAAGGAGCGCGAUGAAGGGGAGGCUCUCUGUGCCAGCGAGUUCGCAGUGAAUGGAAUUGUCCAUAACCUGGAAAAGCUGGGGGAUGGGGUGCAGUGGAUCACCCUCCUGGUGGACAGUGCUGGGCUGUACAAGAUGAGCCGCCUGUACGUCACUCCUGACGCCGCCUUCUUCCGAGCCCACAUCCUGGUUGUGGAUACUUGGAACUGCACUAAACCAUGCCCAGACUUCAAACUUGGCAGCAGGUACAUCGUGAUGGGGCACGUCCACCACAAGCGCCGCCGGGUGCCCGCCGAGCUGCUGCCGGCGCUGCGCGGGCGGCUGCGCCCGGGGGACGGCUGGCUGGGCAGCGGCAGCGGCUACGCCAGGAGAUUCACCAGGAAAAGGGAUCUCAGGGUGAGGGCGGCGCGCUCCAAGUGUGCUUAAGGCUCCGGGGCUCCGUCCGGGACGGGGAGCGGCGGGAUGCGCCCUCGGGGCGCCCCUGGCCUGGCAGCGCUCCCGCCUGGAGCCGCGGCCUCUGUGCUGCAGCCAGCGCUGGGUGCCUCCAGCAGGCACCCCUGGCAGGCCCAGCGCAGAAGUCACUCCAGGGAAUGUUAACCGGCCGUGAAUUCGCUCCAGCUGCUUUCGGAGCCACAGGUUGUUGUUGCUUCCCCUGCUGCAGUGUGCCCUGAAUAAUCUGUAGUGACUGUAAUGCAAAAUUCUGGCAGUUUUUUCAGCAGUACACAACUGCACUUUGAACCCUUCACCUUGAACACAUUAGAUGAUAACCACAACUUUAUCUACACAGGAUGUUCACUGUGCUUUCACAGUUCUGCUUAAAGCAUUUGAUUUCAGAGAAACCAAUACCACUGAGUACCAUUUGUAUUAUUUUUGUCUCGCCAACCAUGUCCAUGGUAUUUCUGAAAAUCACACCAUUCUUCCAGCAGAGCUGGAUGUUCACACAAAGCAUACAGAAUAGAGUGUAAUAAUUUAAGUAUAUGAGCACUGACUGAAAGCAAAUCAAGAACUGCAAAACACAAAUGCCUGGUUGCAUUUACCAGUGACGGUGCAGGGAAUGCAAAAUGAGCACGGGCUGCACAAACUGGGUGUGCCAGGGCACCUUGUCCCAGAGCUUGCUGAAUGCCAUUCCCCAGCAGAAAUAUUGCCAAGCUUGUACUUGCACAAGAGCAAAGUUACUUUUUAAAUCAAAAAGACAAUAUUUUAUUACCUUUGGUGUGGUGAAAUUGAGAUGUUUGUUGUUCCCAGUCAUAUUCACAAAUAAUAAGUCUGUAAAAGAAACUAAUAAAAUGCUCAUGAAGUUCUUCUUUCAUUGUCUCCUGGGUUCUGGAAGACCCAAAAAACUUCUGUAAUGAUGUUGCACAAAGGCAUCUCCUUGUGUGACAAGCUGGCUGAGGAUUUGAUACAUAUUUAUGUUAAGAAAUGUAAAAAAUGCAGUACAGCUUAAAACCCCACAUACUCAGCGAUAUGAUGUGACCUGCCACAGGAAGCAGUGGCUUCUAUAGAAGCAUUUUCUGUUUUGAAACAAGGUAGUUCUGACACACUGUACUGGUCACACACCUCUGCAGCUUCAUUUGGUGCCACUGGAAAUCCACGGAGCAGGGGAUGGGAUGGGCUACACUGCAUCAAGUGUUUCCUGACACGGAGCCAAAUACCAAGAGCAAACAUCCCUGUUUGGGACCCAAAAGGCUCUUACUGGAGGAUAGAAAUUUACUCACAGCAUGAGUCUACCUAAAAAACACCAUGUCUCACUUUUGGCAUGUGAAAGACUUUGCAUGGAUUGACGGAAUUUUCCUGAGAAAAUCGGAGGGGGUUUGAUUUGGCAGAAGGACUGUUCUGGCAAUGAAUCAAAGCUCUGGAGUGACUGGGAGGGACAGGAGGAGGAAGGGUUACAGUGCAUCUCGAGUUUCUUUGUUUCUAUUUUCAGGGGAAGUCCAGGGAUUAAGCAGCAACUCCUCCAGGCAUCCCAGAGCAGCAGCAGAGCCCCACUCCUGUUGUCCUGCUGCAGCCCAGGGCAGCGUGGGCACAAACCAACACGUGGGCCUGCCUCUGGGAAGGGACAAACAGUGCUAAGGACACCCCAAGCCCGAGUUCAGUGCCCAUAACUGACACAGAACACUGGGAUACAGAUGAGCCUGAAAAGUGAUUUAUCCCACGUUCUCUUCCUGUGUUACCAAGUCCUCUUACCUUUCCCUUCUCCAUUGGAAGGUCCCUCCUUAAAAUGUUCCCACAGCAGCUGAGCAACAAAUCCCUGUGUCACAGUCCCACUGAGGGAGGGCUGGAGCAGAGCAGGACUGUUGUCACCAGGCUCAUCACAUACUAAACACACCUCCUGAACAAUUCCCAGACCAGGCUUUCCAGUCCUGCACUUGCUAUUCCAAAACCCUCCCAGCAAUAACCACACAGGUUACGGGAUGGCACUGAUGUUCAACAGCUGCCAUGGUAAUUUUGGUACCUCACAGUCAGUAAUUUCCUUUCCAGCAGGAUAACUAUGGAAAAUUCUGCUGCCACCACACAGAAAUCUGGGUGUAAAGGAAUAAGUGUUCUCACCCUGCCUGUCCAGGAGUUUACUUGAGACUUUUGGGUAAGCCCAACUUCUUAUUGUACUUUAAAUCUCCAUUAACUUCUGCACAAACUAAACUGAGAUUGAGGAGAAUUACUUCAAAUUUGAGGAGACAGAAAAGGAAAAUCAAGCUGGCACAGCUCACAUUAUCAAUAUCUUACAACACAUGACCAUUUCAAAACAACUGUUGCAAUAAUUUAUAAAAUACAAAGAAGACAAGGACUGAGCAGAGAUCACAAAUCUUAUGAACUUUAUGCUUGAUGGCAGGUGGGGAUUAAUUACAAGUGAUUUAUUUUCUGUAACACCAUUUAACUAUAAAACAUCACCACUAGUAAAUCCAGAGAAGAACCUUGACCUGCCCAAUGGCAACUGAACACACUGAAACAGGCUCUUAUGGAAUCACAGAAUGGUUUGGGUUGGGUGAUUAAUCAGCAGCAUUAAAUUGCAUGUAUGGAUUAUUUCCCUAAUCAACCAAGAUCUAUAUCCAGUAACAUUAUCAAUGUUUCAUUAGAAACACCACCAAAUCCAUGUCAAACACAUUACUUUAUUUGUCUAGGAUGAUGUGUCCUAUAAGGUACAAAAAAGUACUCUUCGGUUUGCCACAAUUUGUUAAAAACAGCAAUCUAUUGCCUACAGGUAGGAAAGGUUUAAACCAUGUCAAUAUGGAUUUAGGUACGAAUAAAUAGUACAGAAAUGCUGAGAAGUUGGGAUGAGAUGCAGGAUAUGUCCCAGUGCUGCUAAAGAUGAGAUUUUUCCUUGUCCCAUUAAAACACAAUGCUUACAAUAUGCAGCAUUUUUAAAAAACGUCAAAGGACAACAUAAUCUAAAUGCAACUACUCUUCUCUGACUUUCAGAAGCAUAAAUGGAUUAUUGUUUUCACACUGAACAAUUAGUAAUUUUCACAGAUUGGUUAAAUGACAACAUUUGUAUGUACAAAAACACAUGGGUUUUUAGUAGAUAAAAUCCCCCCAGAAGAACCUGAACACCUGAGCUGGAAGUGUAAGAAAGGGUGGUCAGUAGCAACAUCUUUUUUAAGAAAAAUAACAGAGGAGGUUCUUGCAUAGUAAGGUGUGAGGUUAAACCCAAAAGGAGCUUAUCCAUAAAUCAGGAAAAUCCCAGACCACUGUAGAACAGAAGCUGACUGUGAGUUAGUGCAAAGGCUGGUCAGGUGGGUGAGGAGCUGCAGAGAAACCAGGGCUGGGAACUGCAGACAGGUACCAGAGCAAGCCAGACACCCAGGGAAGGAGAAGCCUUCUCAUCUGCAAUUUGCAUCUUCUUGGGCUCCAGUUCAGCCUCAGGGCAGGGCAGGAGCCCCCAGGGACACAAUUCCAGGUGGCACUCCACGUUCCCAGAGCACCUGGCAAAGGUCACUGAGCUCCAGUGGGCAGGAACACCUCAGCACCAGCUCCUGCCCUGUGGGAAUGUCUGAGCAGGAUAACGGGGCUGGAGCCAGCACCAGCUCCUGCCCUGUGGGAAUGUCUGAGCAGGAUAACGGGGCUGGAACCAGCACCAGCUCCUGCCCUGGCCCAGCUGCACGGGCAGGGCUGGAACCAGCACCAGCUCCUGCCCUGGCCCAGCUGCACGGGCAGGGCUGGAACCAGCACCAGCUCCUGCCCUGGCCCAGUGCACAGCCCUUCAGGCACCCUGUGGAACGUCUGAUGGGGAUGGGUCCCACUCCCUGGCCAUUCCCACCCCUGCUCCUGCAAUCCCUACACUCCUGCACAGAUCCCCAAAGUGUCUCACACACGUGGCAGCGCACACUCAAACACACCUACUGCUGUGGGGAGAACAAUGAUCUCCAUUUAUUUUGUUUCAUAUACAUCCAUAUUUUGAAUUUUAAUACAAAAGAAAAAAAAAUUAGAAUCUGACAAAUGUUUACAAACAAGAUACCUUCAAAUAGAUUUUACUCAGUUCAGUCUGGUGCAGAGUAAAUGACAAAUUGUACUGUUUGUUAUAUUCAAGGCAACAGAGUCUGUAGUCCAUGACCACUCAGCCCAAAUUUUAUGCAAGCUUGUUUUUAUCUACCAUGAAUGAUAAACUCCUUGUUGAUUCCCAGUCCUGUGUGUGUGCACAUGUGUACAUAGCAGCUCCUUUCAUAGAAAGAAAAGACAUCUAGAGGUCUUCUUGUACUUUUACCUACAGGAAUCAUGUUAAGAUACAGAAUGGAUUACAUGGAACCAGGGCUGGAUUUUAUAAGAAAAAAUAAUUAGCUGACAAAUGAGGGCAGCAAUAAAAAAGCGUCUUUUUUGCAACAAUAAAUAAAUACAGUCAAAGUUUUCUGUGUGGACUUUAAACCAGCUUCUUCACUGAAGAACAGACGUGGCAUUUCCAUGGAGUUAAACGUGACCCCAUUUACUGUAUCUUUUUUCUUGCUCUCUUUCUCUCUCUCCUUCAACAAAACAAAGUUUUCCUGCUUCUGCCACAAUAGUACAACAAUUUGAUCUUGACAAGAAAGUGGUGCUGCUGAUUUUUAUUUCUUUGUCCUUUGGACAAAAUAAGCCAAGAAUAUAAUCUGACUGUUGUGACCAAUAAAAACGCAGUUUACAUCAAGUCUUGUCAGGAUAA